Messenger RNA from Equus quagga, 6609 nucleotides. RefSeq names its product apoptotic peptidase activating factor 1 (gene APAF1). The transcript is spliced from 27 exons. The coding region runs from base 780 to 4550 and encodes 1256 amino acids. The record is from RefSeq and is a predicted model, not a curated record. Gene Ontology annotation, biological process: regulation of apoptotic process; apoptotic signaling pathway. Lineage: Eukaryota; Metazoa; Chordata; Mammalia; Perissodactyla; Equidae. Gene Ontology annotation, molecular function: ADP binding; protein binding. Gene Ontology annotation, cellular component: apoptosome.
GGGGCUUUGGGGAGAAAAAGGAAAAAUAAAAUCUUUAAAAUUUACGAACAUCAAAAAUGUUCUAAACUAGAGGAUGUCCAGGGUGCCUUCUAGAAUACCAUUACUCUUGAAGAUGAAUAACCAUCUUCUAAAUACUUUAAAAAUAGGUAAAAAAUGGAGGGGCAUUCUAAUUUACAGCGUCAGUCUUACUAUUAAAAUGAAAUAGUUAUUCCUAAAGAAAACGAUUGGGGAAAAUGAAAUUAAUAAGUUGGUUUUAAGUUUAUUCCUAAUAUUCAUUUGUCCUAUCAUACCAAUACAUCACUAUUCGCUUGGUUUAAAAGCUAUAAAAGUCUAGUUUUAGGUGAACACAAGUGCUAUAUACUUUUGUAGCUUUAUAGUACUAAAGUCAAAUCUGUAACUUAGGAAUAGAUUUUCAAUUCAGAACGCAUGCACAUUGAUCAAAAUAUGAGAAAUCCUCCAAACUUUGAUAUUAUCAUGAACGUCUGUGGCUUUGAGAUCAUAGGGAAUUCUUGUAAGGUUGCAAACUUUCCUAUUAGGCAUUCACAGGGUGGGGCGGGGCGGGGCAAAUUUGUCCCGACAAACGCACAGCAGACGGGAAGUAACGGGUUAGAGAAACGUGAAAGCUCCUGACGUGUAGCAGGCGCUAAAUAAAAUUUGGCUGAAUCCGCCUCGCCUAAAGGCUGACUCCUCCCCAAACCUUAGCCUCAAUUCCAGUUGAGCGAUCCCGGCACGACACUAUUCAUGGUUGACAGUUCAGAAAGAGAAAAAUUUGAAGGAGGAUGGAUGCAAAAGCUCGAAAUUGUUUACUUCAACAUAGAGAAGCCCUGGAAAAGGACAUCAAAACCUCCUACAUCAUGGAUUACAUGAUUAGUGAUGGAGUUUUAACAGUAUCGGAGGAGGAAAAAGUAAAAAAUGAGCCCACUCGACAGCAAAAAGCAGCUAUGUUAAUUAAAAUGAUACUUAAAAAGGAUAAUUAUUGCUACAUAUCAUUCUACAAGGCUCUACUACAAGAAGGAUAUAAAGAUCUUGCUGCCCUUCUCCAUGGUGGCAUUCCUGUUAUCUCUUCUUCCAACGGCAAAGAUUUGCUUGUUGGAGUAACUUCAUAUGUAAAGACAGUCCUGUGUGAAGGUGGAGUACCACAGAGGCCAGUUGUUUUUGUUACUAGAAAGAAGCUGGUUCAUGCAAUUCGGCAGAAACUCCUCAAAUUGGAUGGUGAACCGGGAUGGGUCACCAUUUAUGGAAUGGCAGGUUGUGGGAAGUCUGUAUUAGCUGCAGAAGCUGUUCGAGAUCAUACCCUCUUAGAAGGUUGUUUCCCAGGGGGUGUGCAUUGGCUUUCAGUUGGGAAACAAGACAAAUCUGGACUUCUGAUGAAACUGCAGAAUCUUUGCACACGAUUGGAUCAAGAUGAGAGUUUCUCCCAGAGGCUUCCACUUAAUAUUGAAGAGGCUAAAGACCGUCUCCGCAUUCUGAUGCUGCGCAAACACCCAAGGUCUCUGUUGAUCUUGGAUGAUGUUUGGGAUCCUUGGGUAUUAAAAGCUUUUGACAAUCAGUGUCAUAUUCUUCUUACAACCAGAGACAGGAGUGUUACAGAUUCAGUAAUGGGUCCUAAAUACGUAAUCCCUGUGGAGAGUGGCUUAGGAAAAGAAAAAGGACUUGAAAUUUUAUCCCUUUUUGUUAAUAUGAAGAAAGCAGAUUUGCCAGAACAAGCUCACAGUAUUAUAAAAGAGUGUAAAGGUUCUCCUCUUGUAGUGUCUUUAAUUGGUGCACUUUUACGUGAUUUUCCCAACCGCUGGGAGUACUACCUCAGGCAACUUCAGAAUAAGCAAUUUAAGAGGAUAAGGAAAUGUUCAUCUUAUGAUUAUGAAGCUCUGGAUGAAGCCAUGUCUAUAAGUGUUGAAAUGCUCAGAGAAGACAUCAAAGAUUAUUACACAGAUCUUUCCAUCCUUCAAAAGGAUGUUAAGGUGCCUACAAAGGUAUUAUGUAUUCUCUGGGACAUGGAAACUGAAGAAGUUGAAGACAUACUGCAGGAGUUUGUUAAUAAGUCUCUCUUAUUCUGUGAUCGAAAUGGAAAAUCAUUUCGUUAUUAUUUACAUGAUCUUCAAGUAGAUUUCCUUACAGAGAAGAAUCGCAACCAGCUUCAGGAUCUGCACAGGAAGAUAAUCACUCAGUUCCAGAGACACCACAGGCUACAUACUCUUUCACCAGAUCAGGAGGACUGCAUGUAUUGGUACAAUUUUCUGGCCUAUCACAUGGCCAGUGCCAAUAUGCACAAAGAACUUUGUGCUUUAAUGUUUUCCUUGGAUUGGAUUAAAGCAAAAACGGAACUUGUAGGUCCUGCUCAUCUGAUUCAUGAAUUUGUGGAAUAUAGGCAUAUAUUGGAUGAAAAGGAGAUUUCAGUUUGUUCACAGGAUUGUUCAGUCUGUGAGAAUUUCCAGGAGUUUUUAUCUUUAAAUGGACAUCUUCUUGGACGACAGCCAUUUCCUAAUAUUGUACAACUGGGUCUCUGUGAACCGGAAACUUCAGAAGUUUAUCAGCAAGCUAAGCUGCAGGCCAAGCAGGAGGUCGAUAACGGAACGCUUUACCUGGAGUGGAUAAACAAAAAAAACAUCAAGAAUCUCUCCCGCUUAGUUGUCCGCCCCCAUACAGAUGCUGUUUACCAUGCUUGCUUUUCUGGGGAUGGUCAAAGAAUAGCUUCUUGUGGUGCUGAUAAAACCUUGCAGGUGUUCAAAGCUGAAACUGGAGAGAAACUUUUAGAAAUCAAGGCUCAUGAGGAUGAAGUGCUUUGCUGUGCAUUCUCUACAGAUGACAGAUUUAUAGCAACCUGCUCAGUGGAUAAAAAAGUGAAGAUUUGGAAUUCUAUGACUGGGGAACUAGUACAUACCUAUGAUGAGCACUCAGAGCAAGUCAAUUGCUGCCACUUCACCAACAACAGUCAUCACCUUCUGUUAGCCACUGGGUCAAGUGACUCCUUCCUCAAACUCUGGGAUUUGAAUGAAAAAGAUUGUCGAAAUACCAUGUUUGGUCAUACAAAUUCAGUCAAUCACUGCAGAUUUUCACCAGAUGAUAAACUUUUGGCUAGUUGUUCAGCUGAUGGAUCAUUGAAGCUUUGGGAUGUGAAAUCAGCAAACGAGAGGAAAAGCAUUAAUGUGAAGCAGUUCUUUAUAAGUUCAGAGGAGCCUCAAGAGGAUAUGGAAGUGAUAGUGAAAUGUUGUUCAUGGUCUUCUGAUGGUGCUAGAAUAAUGGUGGCAGCGAAAAAUAAAAUCUUCCUUGUUGACGUUCAUACCUGUGGCCUAUUGGCAGAAAUCCAUACAGGUCACCACAGCACGAUCCAAUACUGUGACUUCUCCCCAAGUAACCAUUUGGCGGUGGUAGCUUUGUCCCAGUACUGUGUGGAGUUGUGGAAUAUGGACUCGUGUUUAAAAGUAGCUGAUUGCAGAGGACAUUUAAGUUGGGUUCAUUCUGUGAUGUUUUCUCCUGAUGGAUCAUCAUUUUUGACAUCUUCUGAUGAUGAGACAAUUAGGCUCUGGGAGACAAAGAAAGUAUGUAAAAACUCUGGUAUAGUGUUAAAGCAAGAAAUAGACGUUCUGUUUCAAGAAAAUGAAGUUAUGAUUCUCGCAGUUGACAACAUGAGACGUCUGCAACUCAUUAAUGGAAAAACAGGUCAGAUUGAUUAUCUGACUGAAGCUCAAGUUAGUUCCUGUUGCUUAAGUCCAAAUCUUCAGUAUGUUGCACUUGGAGGAGAAGAUGGAGCCAUUAAGAUUUUAGAACUCCUAAACAACAGAAUCUUCCAAUCCAAGAUUGGGCACGAGAGCGCUGUACGGCACGUCCAGUUCACAACUGAUGGGAAGACUCUUAUUUCAAGCUCUGAUGAUUCUGUAAUUCAGGUAUGGAAUUGGCAAUCAGAGGAAUAUGUCUUUCUGCAAGCCCAUCAGGAAACAGUGAAAGACUUUAGGCUCUUGAGAAAUUCAAGACUGCUUUCUUGGUCUUUUGAUGGAACAGUGAAGGUGUGGAAUAUUAUUACUGGAAGAAUAGAAAAAGACUUCGUCUGUCACCAGGAUACAGUACUUUCUUGUGAUAUUUCUCGUGAUGCUACCAAGUUUUCAUCUACCUCUGCUGACAAGACUGCAAAGAUUUGGAGUUUUGAACUCCUUUCCCCUCUUCAUGAAUUGAGGGGCCAUAAAGGCUGUGUGCGCUGCUCUGUCUUCUCUGGGGACAGUACGCUGUUGGCGACUGGAGAUGACAACGGAGAAAUCAGGAUAUGGAAUGUCUCAAACGGUGAGCUUCUUCAUUUGUGUGCUCCGAUUUCAGUAGAAGAAGGAGCUGCUACCCACGGAGGCUGGGUGACUGACCUUUGCUUUUCUCCAGAUAGCAAAAUGCUUGUCUCUGCUGAAGGAUCUCUUAAGUGGUGGAAUGCUGUCACUGGAGAAUCCUCACAGACCUUCUACACAAAUGGAACCAAUCUUAAGAAAAUACACGUGUCCCCUGACUUCAAAACAUAUGUGACUGUUGAUAAUCUUGGUAUUUUAUAUAUUUUGCAGGUUUUAGAGUAAAAUAGUUAGCAUUAAUGUAAGUUGAACUCUUUUUAAUUUUGAAUUGGAAAAAAUUCUAAUGAAACUUUGUAUUUCAACUUUUUGUAAAGCUGUGAAUUGUUUUGCACUAUUGCGUUCAUUACAAAAGUGUUUGUGGUUGGAUGAAUACUAUAAAUGUAGCUUUUCCCAAAUGAACACACCUUUAAUCUUGUCUUUUAUAAUCAUCAUCAUUAUUAAGUUUGUCCUUAAGAUGCAAAUGCAAAUGUAAAUAGGUACCUUGUUAUACUGUUGAUAAAAUUCUCUCUUGGUGCAUUCCAGUUGGUUGACAUAAUUAAUAAUUUGAAGGAAAUAUGUAUUUUAAUACUAUCAUUAUGCAGGCUGUGCCUCAGGGAAGCAGCUGCUUGCUUUCUAAACCACCCUUACCCCAAGGGUAUCGUUCUCCUAAAUACAAUCUUGGAGCUUAUUUGCACCCCUUAAAUUUGCUUUAAAAAUAUUAUGUCUGUGUGUGAAGUUUGCAACAUUUCCUUUAAUAGUUCACUCAAUGAGUGAGUCUUGGGGUUUCAAAAGUUCUCUCUGUGAAGCAAAAAUUGUGUGUGUUGGAGCGAGUAGAUUUUAUUGGUCUACCUUUUUCUCACUGGCUGAUGGCAGCCCCAUGUCAUAACUGACUCUCGUUGUCAGUCUCUGAGUUGGCACUAUCCUGCUCUGUCUUUUUAAAUCCCAAACUGAACUUGACCUUUCUUAAUCCUCACCUUUUUCCUUUUUUUCAGCAGUUGCUUCACAGUUAAAUGUUGGUAAAUCAGAAUAAUUGGGGAGGAGCCAAUUUUAAUCAUAAAUUUUAACAAGCGUUUUCCUAAGAAAUAUAAAAUUGUAAAAAAUCAUUUUCUUCUAAUUCCAUUUACGUGUAGAUGAAUGGUAUUGUCAGUGCUAUUCUCUUAGUGAAUUUUAAGAGAAUUUUCUCUGGUUUUCUAUGCGGUACCAGAAGAGUGUUCGUGACUCGGGAAGAUGUCACCUUUAACCCCCACCAGUCUAUCUUCCCCUUCUCUUCUUCCUUCUCCCCCGCCCUCUCAGGCUAAUCAGGGAGGAUAGCUUUUGACAGGGAAGAAGCACAGAAGCAUCAAUAACUAACUUUUUUGACCUCCUGAUUAGGAAUUUUAAUUGCAGCUUAAAUCUAAACAUUUUCUCUGAAAUAUAUGGUUAAGGGAAGCGGUGAUAAAUAGAUGUGGUUCUCAUAUAAAAAAAUAACCAAAAUUCAAAAAUUUUCGUUGCUGUAAUGGGAACUAAAUCAAAUGAGUAUUAGUUAACAGUAGAUAAGCCAGUUUCUAUUGGUGCCUAUCAGUAGAUGUGGGCAGGUAGGAGGGAAUAGGCCACUCCAGAUAUGUUUUAGAUUAGGUAUUCCUUCGGAUUUGAGGGAACCGUACAUAGAAUAAGUAAAAUCUUUUACAUUGUUGAGGAGGUUUGUUUAUUGUUUUUAUGAUGAGUUGAGGAAUUUAGUUUACAGACUUACUGUGAUUUAAGCAAAUAUGAUGUGAAAAUCUUAAUUUUAUAAAAAGAUUUCUGUAAAUAGUGUGUUCUGCUUAGAAUAGCCAGAUCAUAAUUUGAUUUGCAUGCAAUGUUUAGGAACUCUUUUUAAACUCAGAGUAUAAAGUAUUAACUUUCAGAAUUAAAAGCCACUUGACUGUUAAAAUAUAACAUCAGCUUUCAAAAAGCCUCGAUUGGCCCUUGUCUUAAAAAUAAAUUAAAAAGGAAAAUGAGAAGAAAGACAGGUAACGUGAGGAAAGAGGAGAAGUCUUGUGUGAAGGAGCUGCAAAUGUUCUGGCAGCUCACGGGUCAGUUGGAGAGGGUUUGGUUUUGUACUUGUAGCGGAGCAUUUUCUAGCAUUUUCCCUGCUUUAUUUUUUUGUAUUGGAAAUUACAUUGCAUUUUGUAUCUGUAAAGUUUUUUUUACAUUGUAUGUGUCUUCUAUGUUUUGAAAACUUAGUUUUGUAUUUAUGAUACAGCUUACAUGUUUUUUUUGCCUUGUAUACAUUUUAAUACAUGAAUUUAAAAAAUUUUAUAAAAAUAAAAUUCCUAAAAUAUUUUUG